This is a messenger RNA of Biomphalaria glabrata, 730 nucleotides long. RefSeq lists its product as uncharacterized. The transcript has 5 exons. Lineage: Eukaryota; Metazoa; Mollusca; Gastropoda; Planorbidae. The coding region runs from base 74 to 622 and encodes 182 amino acids. The record is from RefSeq and is a predicted model, not a curated record.
AUGUGGUAUUGGUCUCCUGUUACUUGUGCUGAUUCAUGUUACCAUAGGACAACAGUACAAUUACAACCAAUACAUGACCUACCCAAGUGGACAGAACUAUGGGACCCAGUCCUAUGGCACUACCUGCAAUGACCUACAGUGUAAAAUUGAUGAGUGUUGCAUUGAAACCUACCGGUCAGCGCAAUGUGUGGCACUGGCUUUUGAUAGUACGACUAACCAAGCCUUCUGUCCUCGUCUGAAGAAAUGUUUCAGUAAUUCUCACUGCCCAGCCACAUUCUGCUGUGUCCAGUAUCUGGACACUACUUAUGCCAGAACCUGUCCAAACAAUAACGUUUACGGCUCCCAGUACGGCAACGGAUACGGUAACAUCUACAGUAACUCCUAUGGUAACGCCUAUGGCAGCAGUCCCUAUGGCUACGCUUACGACAGCGGAUACGGCGUCGACAUUUCAACCAAAUUACUGGAUUUCCCAGAAGGCUACUGUGUUCCUGGCGCCGCUAACGGUGAAGUUUGCUACAAAGCAGUGCCCGGAUCAUCGAUCACAGGAACAUGUCCUUGCAAGGACUCUGGCAAAGUUUGCAAAAUCACACUUGACCCAUUCCCUAUAGGGAAAUGCGCAUAAUAUUAAAGCGAGAGGACAAAGUCAUAUUGGACAAGAUAAUCCAAAUAAAUGUGAACGAAACAGAAUAUGUGCAAAAUAUUUACAUAAAUAUUAUUGUUGAAAAUAAAC